AUGGUGGACCUAAGGAACGGGAGCACAGUGACAGAGUUUAUCAUUGUGGGCUUUGAGCAGAGCUCCCAUUCCACUCAGGCAUUGCUCUUUGCUGUCUUCCUAGCCCUCUACAGCCUUGCCAUGGCCAUGAAUGGCCUCAUCAUCUUCAUCACCUGGACAGACCCCAGGCUCAACAGCCCCAUGUACUUCUUCCUUGGCCUCCUUUCCUUCCUGGAUGUCUGCUUCAUCACCACCACCAUCCCACAGAUGCUGAUCCACCUGGUGGUCCAGAACCACGCUCUCUCCUUUGCCUCCUGCUUGACCCAGAUGUAUCUGGUUUUUGGCGUGGGUGUGGCCGAGUGUAUCCUCUUGGCUUUUAUGGCCUAUGACCGUUAUGUUGCUAUCUGCCACCCUCUUAGCUAUGCCCAGAUCAUGAGCUGGCAUGUCCGUAUGGGACUGGUGAGUACUGCCUGGUUCUUUGGGCUGAUCAAUGGCAUCCUGCUUGAUUACAUGACAUUUCGUGGUCCAUUCUGUAGAGACAACCACAUAGAAAACUUCUUCUGUGAGGCCCCCAUCGUGAUCACUCUCUCUUGUGGAGACCCCCAGUUUAGUCUGAGAGUGAUCUUUGCUGAUGCUAUUGUGGUGCUGCUCAGUCCCAUGGUGCUCAUUGUCAUCUCCUAUGCCCGCAUCCUGGCCUCCAUCCUUGGCAGAACCUCCUCCUCAGGUCGGGGAAAGACCUUCUCUACUUGCGCCUCCCAUCUGACUGUGGUCGUCUUUUUCUACACCUCAGCCAUGUUCUCGUACAUGAACCCCCGCAGCACGCAUGGCCCUGACAAAGACAAGCCUUUCUCCCUCCUCUACACCGUCAUCACCCCCAUGUGCAACCCCAUCAUCUACAGUUUUCGAAACAAGGAAAUGAAGGGGGCCAUGGUGAGGGCCCUUGGGAGGACCAGCCUUGCUCAGGCAGAGUCCAUCUAG
This is a messenger RNA of Equus caballus (horse), 957 nucleotides long. The record is from RefSeq and is a predicted model, not a curated record. Lineage: Eukaryota; Metazoa; Chordata; Mammalia; Perissodactyla; Equidae.